GUCCAGUGCUAGGGAACGACGCUGCCGAACAAGCUUGGAGGGGCAAACAUGGCCGCGUUGAAACCUUAUCAGAAGGCUUUACUGGAAAAUAGAGACGUCCUCCUUCGAGAUGUUAGAGCAAAUGAUGUUUGUCCGCUACUGUACGUGAGUGGCGUACUUACACAGAAAGAAAUCGAUGACAUAAACAUUGGUCGAACCGCCCAAGAGCGUACUGAAAGUUUACUAGACCUACUCCAUUACAAGGGUCCGAAGGGAUUUCAAGAGCUCUGCGUAGCUUUAGAAGAUAUUCAUCCUCACUUGGCAGCAAAGUUACGGGCUAAGAAUCCGCAAAUUGAAGUUCCAGGUAAGCCAUUGUCAUGAAUGUUUUGAGUGCGAAAGCGUUUAAAGACCUUCGUUCCGCCUUAUCGAACAUCUAGCUUUGCAAACUUUGGUACAAAUAUAUUCCAAAAGGCGAUUAAACUGUUUUUAUUAAGUUUUAUUCCCCGUUCUCUACACGGAAAUUAGUUUUGUUUUUAUGCAGGGUUUUGUGUAGAUUCCGCUUUCUAAUGUAUGCAAAACAGCCUAUCAAACCUGCUUUUAUUGGUUUGAGGGAUGACACCAGAAUUAAACCGUUCAAGCUGACGCGUAUGUUUACUUGGAACGAAAUUCAUGCUCUAUCGCAUACACUGAGUCUCACACAUUACUCCUCACUGUUUUAUUUUAGAAAGCAAACCUCGCGAAAGCUACCCAAGAUAUUCAAGCCCUCAAAGGGUUAGAGAUUUUGAGCAACGAGAAAAUAACAAUAACGAAUUCUACAGUGGUAAACGUGAUCGCGAAUAUACGCCUGAAAGAAGCUAUCCCCAAGAAGAACCACGGAGGGAAAUGCGAGGCGACGGACAAGGAAGAGAGCGCUCUAGUUCAUACGACAGAGGGCGAAUGUACUCACCGUACGUUUCAGAAAAACGCGAUGAACGUCGCCCCUAUCCUGAAAACGACAAUGACUAUCGCAAGUCCGUUGGAGACGCCGAGGUGAGCGACUUAAACCAACCGUAUCAUUGUUUUGAACGGCCAUCGUAUUUAAAGCGUUGUAAUAUCACUGAAUUUGACCGUCUUUUUAUGUUGGAUGAAAAAAUCAAGAAGAUAAAUUUUUUUUAUAGGAGAUUUUUCAAGUAAUCUCACGUUGGGUUGAUUAUGGAACCUGAUACGGGAUUUGUUGGGAUGUUGUGUGGGGAAUUGACAAUGAAAUAUUUUCAACGCUUGGAAUUCGGCGUAUGCGCGCUUUUUGGCGUUUCGCUUACACCUGUGGUUGCUAACUUACUGUAUGUGGGUUGAGAAGAGUUUAUCAUAUCUAAAAUUAGUGCCCUAUAAUUGUAAACCCUUUACAUAUUUCGUAUUUCUAUGAAGUUCUAAUAUAAAUGACUAUUUCAAAUCAUUGUUGUUGUCCGUAUACGAAAGGUCAAUACGAAUUUACUACGAGAUUCGAUUGUCCGAAAGCUUUUAAGAUCAGUAAUCCUAAAGUUUGUGAGUUGAAUGUUAUAAUACUAAGUGUUUCUCUGAACGGCUCUUUUCCAGAAUCCGUUCUGUGAAAAAAUAAAUUGGAUUGUUAUUGUGAGCGGCAUGAAGUCAUUUGAUUUCACUUAAAAUUGCAGGCCUAUUUUUCACGAAAUUUAACAAGGUCUCUCAGGGAGUGUGUGGCUGGUCUACACGAUGUAAUGAUUGAUUAGGUUUGGAAAAGUAGCGAGGUAUUUUUUUGAUCGGAACUUGAUUUCUAGAAAAUUAUUGAAUUUUCCCUUGUCUUUAACUCCACCUUUAGCGGUUUUGGUUCACUUAUUUUGUCGUUUAUGGAUGGGAAUAACUGCUCAAGGUUUUUCCAAUUUUUUAGCGUUAACGUGUAUGACCAACUCACGGAAAGUGAGUGAUAAUUUCGGCACCCAUCAUGAGCUAUUUUCCUCAAUUUGAUGCGAUGAUUUGAGUGCCGAAUAUCACUCAUGGAUCAUUGAUUUUGUUCGCGUUCAUUUUUAAGUGAGACAGCUCAGAAGUUUUGAAAAGUCUUUGAUCGAUCAUCUUGCUACUUAAAAUGUUUUGGUUAUCAGUUCACUGCAUCUCGAAGCUUUGGUUUUCAAAGCAAAUAAGAGAGAAAAGUUUCCUACGUGUUAUCACUGCAAUAUGAUCGUGCACAUUCCGAUAUUUGCGUCUUUUCAUUGUAAUUUUGCUUUUUGAGUAAAAGCCUUUGUUUUAAUGUGCUUCUUUUAUCGAUUUCGCUCUAAGGGCGGACACAUUUUUCAGUUAUUAAAUAUAUUUGAUAACAGUAACCACGAUUUCCACGUCACUUGCUAUAUUACAAUUUCAACAUUAAAAUUAUAUCAUAAAAUGCAGUGAAACGCACCCAAGCCGUUCAAUUUUGCGUCAAGUUUACUUUGAGAUCUGUCGAACGAAGUCAGUUGUUAGUUCUCUUGGGAAUUUAUCACCCUAUUUGUAAACAAUCUUGUAAACAAUAAAAAUUAAAUUGCCCGAGCUUAUGGUCGAAAUGUACAUCUUGCAGACUGAGAUGAUUUAAUUUCUGUGACAUUUUCAUUAACUUUAAUCUAUUUAUCAACAUAUUUUAACUCAGAAUAUUUACUCUGGAGAUUAGAUAGCAUCUGCACCAUUUUUUCCUGUGGUUUAACAAAACAAGGUGCACUAUCUCUGUAAUUCUUUCCAGCAUAACUAUUUCUUCAUGUAACGAGAUUCCUUCACAGGUAAAUUGAUAACAAAACUUUUUUCUUUUUGACAAUUGCAAUUAAUGUCAUAUUUAGGAAACUUUGACACCUUUUCAGUUUGGUGGAAUUAUUCCAGAUAACCUGUUGCUGCUAUUUAUUUUUAAUGACUUUGCUUUUGGCAGAAUUACCUCCAAGAAUUAAGUUCUUAAUGUUUGAGAUUUUCAAUUUUUACAAAAAGUAGAUAUUUCAGUGUUCUAUUAUAACAGUUUUACGAGAGCUUUCUCUCCUACCCUUGUUUAUACUUAGUGGUGUAAAGAUCGUGGCAAAUUCUGUUGCAGUUUUGAACUUCCUGAUAGAGCUCUCUUAAAGCAUUUAAUUCCUUGUACCUUUGCCACUUUGUCAUUUAAGCCCUACCAUGGCUCUGUUGUUUUUUUGUGAAGAUCUGUUCUUCUUCAUUUAUACUUUCUAAAACACAUUUUCUCAAUGAACUGCCUUUCAAACUUAGUCCUCUGCAACUUUCAUUUGCUGGAACCUUCCUUUUCUUUGGGUCACCAAGAUCAGAACUGUCUACAUUUUCAUCAGGCUCAGUAAUAAUUGAGCAACAGUGUCUGGCUUACAAUUCUCUGUGCAUUGCCUAACACACCUGAACUAACUCUUUUGGUCCCUCCCCCCCGACCCCCCCAAUGCCCUCAAGGUCUAAUUCUACCCCUCAGACCAACAUUAUAUGAAGAAAAGUCAAUAACUUUUACGACAGUUACAGGGUCAUAUAAAUGCAUCUAAUACAGAUUCUAGUAGUUCUAAAUGUUUUGUUUUGGUGACCAAAUCCCGUAAUCUAUCAUUCAACUGGUGACUAGAGUUUUUCAUCACACCUUACUUUAAAACCUGGUGUAUUUUAUAAAUAAAUUUUUGAAAGUAAUGGGCAUCCAAACUUCCCCUGUUUUUUCAGAAACUUAGCUAAUAUUCUAUGAAGAAUACUUGUUGCUAGAAGCCAUUUUGUGUUCUAAGAUGUCAAACUUCUACAGUGUCAACUGCUUUUCUGGUUGCCUCUACAUAUUGGCUUUGACCUUCUCUUUGUUUCCCAAGCAAAAAAGCAGUUUAUUUCCCACUAGAUUGAUGCCACUGCCCCCCUGGGACACCUGCAGGAACUUGCUGUCUAAAAAAGUGUGGGCAGUGUAAAAAGCAUUAUGCAGAUGUAUUUCGUACAUCACACCGGAAAUAAUUUACCCUUAAAGCAAGUUACUUCUAAUUUUCUUUUGCCGUUUUAUAGAUAUCUAUAAAAAUGGGAUUGAAAAAUAAAAUUUUAGCAGAUAAAACUAAGUUAACAUUGUGUUUGUGUUUUGCCAGACGAGUCUGUCUCAAAGUCAGGAAAAUCACAGAUAAUGAAACUGAGUUUUAUAAAGAGAAUUAUGAGAACAAUUUGGUGGAUAUUAAAAUGAGCUGUAGUUGUAAAUGGAUAUAAACACAUCUAUAUAAGAAGGAUGCCUCGGUUUUUGGAGACUUGUUUAUGUUUGAUAUAGUGUUUAUACAAAAAUAGAAAUGGUACUUGUAGUUCUACCUUUGAAUAUUAAAAAAUGUCAAAGUUACCUUCUGCUCAGCAACGAUUAACAGGCAAUUAGAUACUGCAAGACAAAACAAUUUUUAAAAGCUCUUAAGUGUUUUUCUUAAACAGCUUUUUAUUUAUUUUAGUUAAUGGGUAAAUUUUUCCUUCUCUAAAUAGUCAAGGUUAUUAAGUCUGGCACCCAUCAUGUCAAUAGCAGUUUGUUAAUGUACAUGUUGUGGUCAAGUAAUUUUUGUUUUGCUUUUGUUUUUGGGUAUGGUAAUGCUAAUGAAGCUUAAAAAAAAGGAAAAAUAAAAAUUACCUGAGAUAAAAAAUUAACUAUAUGUAUAACAUGUACGUAGAGUUGUGCUUACAUGGGAAAAACCGCUUGGUACAUCGGCCGCACCAGAGUAUACAGUACACUUUACACCAGUGGUAUAUUUUGCCACAUUAGUAAUAAUAAUUUCCUCUUUUUUAUGCUUAAACAGCCUGGCGAUCAUCAGUACGUGUGGGAGAAAAAGACCAUAGUUUUGGAGAAGGUUAGUAAAAGAACAGUGAUGUGUUUAAAAUCUAUCUUGUAUUCUUGAUUUAAGUGAUCUGUCAAUUUAGAGUUAUUGUUUUGAUUCUUAAUAAUAUGUACAGAAGUGUAGUUAAAAUUAUCCAUGUAAGACACUUUUUGCUCAUUCAAUUAAUCAAUUUUGUUGUACUGUUAAUUAGUUUUACAGCUGAGUUGUUAAAUUACCAUGUUUUCAUUGGCAAAUGUAGUUCUAAAUACUUUAGUCUGCAUAUCUUAAUAUCUUAUUUUUAUUUUAUUUCAAUCUUUGUGGCACAGUGUUACAUUUUAAUAUUUUAUUUUUCAGGCAAAUGUGAACCAAGGAUUUGGAAUUGCAGUGUCCGGUGGAAGAGAUAACCCUCAUUUUGGAAGUGGAGACACAUCUAUUGUGGUGUCUGAUAUUGUUCGUGGAAGCCCUUCUGAUGGUCUUUUGAAGUAAGCAUCAAAACUGGCCUUUUAUGUCUCCCGCUUUAGAUAAGUUUGUGUCUUUUGAUGGGAACUGCAGAAAUACAAAUUUAAAUGAAGAUACAAUCGUCGCAGUGGUACAGUGGAACCCCACCUUACGGUCACCUUGUUAUUACAGCCAGUUUUUUUUGGCCCGGCAAAACAGCCAUACAUUUCCUGAUAAAAAAAACCCAUUAAUACAGUGAACAGCCACUUUUUAAAAUCCCAAAUAGUAGAAUCCCUUAUAAUUUCACUCAUUCAAAAUUUAGAAAAUUAAAAUGCCCGUGACUCGUCAAUUUUAUUGACUUGGUAAUCUAAGCUUAUUCUCACACUGUUUUUAGACUACAGUACACUUAAAAUGCACUUGUGGCGAUUUAUAACUGAAUUUUAAAGGAGUUUCAUGCACUAAAGAAACAUUUUAAGAAGUUUUUUUAAUUAUUGAUGCAUUAUCCACAUUCUGGUUGCUUAUUAACAAGAACAGUAUGAUGAGUGCGAUGUACGGUGUAUACUGCCCUCAAGUCAUGAAAUUUGAGCCUACCCCAGCAAUACAGCCACCCGGUUAAUUCCACCAAAUUUUUGUGGCCCAAUGGUGACUGUAGUAACAGGAUUCCACUGUAAUUGCAAUUUAAGCAGUAUGAAUGGCCAAAGAUAUUCCGUGUUAAAGGAGCCAAUCUAAAUGCACAAAAAUUGCUAUCUUCUAAUUUGAUGAAUACUAAUAUUGAUGUCAUGAUGAUACCGAGACGUUGGCUUUUAACGUUAAUAUUCGCUUGCUUAUGUUUUAAGAAAUACUAAUAUUAUUAUAAAUAUUUUGCAGAGUUAAUGACAUUAUACUUCAAGUGAAUGAUGUUAAUGUAGAGAAUGUAAUGCAUGGAGAAGCUGUUCAAGCUUUAAAAGACAGUGGCAAUUCUGCUCGUCUUGUAAGUUCAAUCAAUGCGUUGAUUUUUAUUAUACAGUUUAAUGUCCAAUAAUUGCUGGUUUCCUUAUGAGGUAAUCAAAAUUCAAACUACAGAAUAAUCAGUUCUUCUGAGUAUUUAUUUUUAUGAAGUAUUAGAACAGCUAAACACCUUUAUUUAUACAAGUUUUUGCUUUGCAAGGGUUCUUCAUUAUUUUUGUGAUAGAGUAUGCUUGAAUGUUUGUCUGUUGGUUUCCAGUGGCCAUGUUAUUGCCCCAAGAAGGGACACCAGCAUUUCUUCUCCAUAAAAACUCUAUAAAUUUUUCAUAAGACAUUUCUCUGAGUAUCUCACAUAUCAAACAUCACACAUACCUGAAUGUUGGAGAAGUGGCUUACCUACCACUGCAUCUUCUUUCAUUUCCAAGAUUCUGGACUUAAUCUAUUGAAUGGUUGUUGAUUUUUAUUGAUUUUUACCUUUAAUGGCAUGACAAUGAAAUCAAAACAUAACAAACCUGCCAGAUGUGUAACUUGGCAGAGUAUUUUGAACUUUGGGAAAACAACACAUGUAAGGCAUGUGAAACAGGUUUUUCAAAUGUUUGUCACAGGUUUUUACAGAGAAUAUUACAGUUGCUUUUUCGGACAAAAUAGAUAGUAAAAAGAUUGAGAUAUAAUGCCCGUCAUAUUUAAAGACUUUGUUGGAAAAAAUAUGCGGUUCUUUGUGAGUUUUUUUAGAAAAUUAUUUGUGAAAAUGAGAGUUUCGUUUACAGAUAGUAAUGCUCCUUGCCCCUCUUGAUUCUGUUAUCAGUCCAAUGGAUUUAAAAUUUUGUUGAAUACAUUCUCCAAUAUAACAAUUUUGUUGAUGUUUGAUUCUAGGCAAUAAAACGAAGGAAGUCUGUUUCGUCAAUAAGUAAUCCCCGGGAAGGCAAAGUUCCUCAGAAUGUUACACUUAUCAGAGAACAGCAAAAUAAAGGUAUGUAUAGCGCAAUAUCAUCAGUAAAAUCCUGUGUUCUUUUGCUUUGUUUGUUUGUCUUUGUUUUUUGUUCUUCUAAUCUUACCUCAUGUGGAAAAAAAGAAAUUGGUAAUAAAUUAUAGCACAAUGUUCAGCUUUGAAAAAUUGCCUGUAAAAAUUUCCUUUAUUUGACUGAGAAAGGCAGGUCAUUAUUUUUGUCUCAAACCAUUGAGAGGUUAUUUGAGAAAUGAAGGGUUCGAGGAAUUGUGGUUUUAUUUUACACUACUUUAAUUUUGUAAUGCUUUGAUACAUUUCUUUAUGGGGUGUGAUAUCUAAUUAUUGUUGUGUCUCUUUAUUUAGGUUAUGGCUUUUCACUUGGUGGAUCGUUAUUUAUUAAAGAAAUUGAUAAAAGUGGCAUGGUUGCUAGGCAGGGUGAGCUCAAAUCUGGAGACAUUAUUUUGAGGGUAUGUUGGACUUUAAGUAUCUUUUUUCUUCUUCACAGGUAGCCUGCGAGCAAGCUGUCCUCAGCGCUCUGGCGGCAGGGCAGGAAAAGGAAGGAGAACUUGCAACUAGGUCUCAGGAAUUUGAAUAUCUGCAUCAAAAAAGUCGAUGCGAAAUGCCGAUUGGCGGAGAUGACAUUAGUAAUGAUGUCAUUACCCUUGGCACUUGUUUUUCAAUGUUUGUUUACAUUCAUGUUCGUUUCCGCUUUGUGCUGAUUGGCGGAAAUCUGACAGCUCAGUUGAUGGGUAGCCACAGGGAAUUUGAGGAGGAAUUCAAAUUCCAGAGACGUAGUUUCAAGCUCUCCUUCAUUUUCCUGCCUUGCCACAAGAGUGUUGAGGAGAGCUUGCUCAUUUUGCUUGCCCUGUAGGGCCAUUUCUUCCUUGUCUUGAUGAGUGAUUUAGUUCAAUGAUGACUUACCUGGACCCUUGGCCAUUGGGAGAAUGGCUUGAGCUCAACAAUACUUGCCGAGCAAGAAAAACUACUUCUCCUGAACAACUAGACAGUUGGCAGUUUAACGGCUUGCAUUUUGGGCAAGCUGUAGAUAGCAUGUACUAGCCUGAAAGUUGUUCUGAUUGUCUCUGUGAUUUUGAUAAUUUGGGUUUCUUUUUGAAGAUCAAUGACAGGAAAGCAGAAGAGAUGAGCCUACGAGAAGCCAUUGAUACUGUCCGUCGUUCAAACAGACUAGAUCUGUUGGUGCUUAAAGAUGACCACUUACCACCAAGCUACAGCACUCAUUCUCUGCCAGCAUCAUUCAGGAAUAAAUCAAGGGACAGAGACUUGCCAAAUGGGUAUGGUGAUGAGAGAGAGCCUGAACUUCCUUCCAGGUGUGUAGAAAAAAAAGAUAUUUCUGUUCAGUAAAGUUAUGUCUAACAAUUUGGAUUUUCUGCUUUGAAAUUUUUAAUGCUGGGUAAUCACAUUUUUAGAAAAAGUGAACAGAAAAAAAGAAUAUGGAAUCUUUUACAGUAUUGACUUUGUCAACUCUUGUUCAUGCUUUUAAUGCCUGAAAGAAUGCCAGAAAAUUACUUCAUGUUGUGUCACAACACCCAAACUAAAGCAAGAGUUAUAACAUGUGCUAUAUGAAGUACUUAUAAUGCCUUACCCCGCUAUUCCAUGGUAGCAAGUAUGCAUAUUUUGGCAUAAUUUAUGCAAUAGUUAUGCGCUCUCACCAAAAAAGGGUGAAAAUUGCUGUGUGCAGGCAUCUUGACUGCAAAUACAUUUGUAUGGUAAUGUUUCAGAAACUACACUGAAGAAGACUUACCAGAACGUCCUCCACCUCCCUCAGAUGGCCUGCCAUUUUCAGGUUGGUGUAUUGCUGGGGAAUUUUGUACGGCACUAGUGUUUUAACUUGCAAUUUAUAGUCAAGAGUACUGCCGAAACAAAUAUGUCACCUUGGCUCCCCUCAUUCCCUUUGUUAGUGGGUUCAAAAAGAACCAUUGAAAGUCUUCAGGUGUAUCCUAUAGCAGGAAGGUAACCAGAUUGGACAGACAUCAGUGGUGGAUCCAGUUCUUCAGAUAGGGGGGAAGGGGCAGUCAUCCAGACGUUGAGAUAAAGGGGGGGGGAGCCCGGUCUCAAAAAAAUUUUUUUUUGGCCCAUUGGGCCUCACUUUGGUCGAAAAAUAAGGGGGGGUGGGCCCCCCAGGCCUCUCCCCUGGAUCUGCCACUGGACAUUAUACCGAGAUACCUCUUGUCAUAUGGCCGUAUGGCUUCCCUCCUAAAUCAAAGAAAAGAAAGAAAAAGUUCUGAUUUGCAUUGAUUCAUUCAAGCAUUUGCUUUGGAGAGUCAGAACCUCUUCUAAUGGAACAACUUACAAUAUUACCAGACUACAGUUGUUUUGUAUUUGAUCCUUUUUAUAAUGGGUUUCUUACUAUAAUUUUCGUUUGAUUACUCAGACAUGAGCUGGAAGAGGCCAGACACAGGAGAGAGAGUAUCUGCUUUGGCAGACCGAGAAGAAUUGUUCAGAGCAACUGAAAAUUCACGACUAGAAUCAGAACCUGAUUUCCCCAAACCAGCAGAAGGUAGAGGUUGACAAAUAUGCAGUUAUGUCUAAUCCAUUCAAAUCUCGUGUAAGCGACCACCCGAAAUGUGGAAAUUAAGUGGUGGCUGCUAAUGAGUAGCAAACUACGGGCUCUUCUGAGAAGAGGUCCUGACACAUGUACCUUCUUGCUGGAAAUUAAUUGCAUGGAGCGAAAAAUAAACUUAAAUUUAAUUUAUUUUUGAUGGAAAAUAGACCAAUUUCUAAAGGGUUAUCGCGUGGAACUGAAAAGCGAAAGGAGCAAAAAAAACAAAAAUCUGAAAAUUUGAGCGAAUGUUUACAUAAUUUUUAAAAAUCAUUCUUACGCUCUGGGUAUGCAAAAUUGUUCAGAUGACUCCACAGAGGUUACGGAGGGGAGUCACUUUGAGAAACUUGAACAAAACAGAAAUUUUCAGGGUUACAAACACGUUUGGAGCCACUUUUUAAAGGUCAACCCCAGAAAUUUUUUGACCCCCCCUAACACACACAGUUUUGUCCCUUGAAAUAGACCAAUUUUUUCAAAUUUGGCGCCAAAAACAAAUGCAAUUUAUGUUAAUUGUUACAAAAAGUAACACACACAGUUUUGCAAACCUUUUUAAUUAAAUCAUCAAAAUUAAAGAAUGAUACUGCACGACAAAACAGGAAGAGGGUAAAUUACGAUCAAAGUUUACUCGAUGACCGCCAUCAUGGAUUUGAGCUUUCUAGGUCAGUGGACCCCCACAGCUACACCGUUUAUCCAUCACGAUAGUUAUUCAUGCCAGGACCACGUGCUGUAAAGUCUGAAAAUGGCUUUUUUCGUUGUGAUACUUGACUCCAAAUUUUCCAAAAUGACUCCAAAAUUUGUGAAGCGGAAGUCACAGUGACUCCACUCAUCAAUAAAAUUUGCAAUCCCUGAAUUUCGAUAUAUUAAAAUUCAUACUUGGCUCCAAGGCUUGGGGGAAUACAACAAAAGAAAUCAUCUUGAGGCUCAAAAAUGAAUAAUACAUUUAUUUUAUUCUUCCAAGCCGUGGAGCAAAGUAUGAUUUUUAAUAUAUCUGUAUUGGUCUAUUUCAAGUUAAGUAUAUGUGUCGUUCCAUGUUUGAACGUUUUUCAUAUGCUAUGAGUGACAUUAAGCACACAGUGAACACAGAGACCAUGUUUUGCUUUGAAACGUCACUUACAAGAGGUUAAAACAAUGGAAAACUAUAGAACCAGUGGUCGCAGCUGCUUAUGAGAGGUGGUCGGUCACGCUCGAGGUUCUAGUUAUAGGGUUUUGAUUGGGAAAAUUUUGGUGUUUUGGAUAGGUGGUUGGUUAUGGGAGGUGGUUGCACAUGGCAUUUCAACUGUUCUACUACUACAUGAGAAAUUUCUGCAAUUUGAUUCAACAGUGGUAAUAAUUUGAAAUACCUAAAUGUAAAAAUUUUUAUUUUAUAAACAAUUAAUAGCAUUAUUUCAUGAUAUUUGCAUAAAUCAGUGAUAUUUCAAAAUUAUUUUUUUUUCUGCUAAGAGAAUAUUAUUGUGCUGAUUUUGCUGACUGUUUUUAUUUUGGGGUUAUUAUCUCUCAUAUUGUUCAUAAUUUUGUCCUUAUAAGAAAAUAUUAUUGUGCUGAUUUUGCUGAAUUUAUUUUUCUAUUAGUGACAUACUCACCGGGUCGUCUAAGUUCUUGGGGCCGUGAUUCACCAGAUGACUCACGUGCAAGUUCUCCUCGCAGCAGCCGUGAUAUGGAUUCAAUGGAUCGUAGAAGAUACAGAGGGUAUGUUUGUCAUAAGUGCUUGUUGUCCUUGUCUAUUAAUACAUGGAUAUAACAUUUGAAGUUAUUUCUUUAAUAUUUGACUUUGAAGAAAUUGACAGGAUUGAAAUUACGUAUCACCACUUAGUUUAAAAUUUUUUUCUCUCUUCAUUUUGCAGUGAUGCACGUCUUGUAUCCUUCCGUAAGAGUGGCAGCCUUGGGAUUCAAGUAUCUGGUGGCAAUAUGGCCGGUAUUUUUGUGGCAGCUGUGAAGGAGGGUAGUCCAGCUUACAAUUCUGGUUUAAGGAGGGGAGAUCAGAUUCUCAUGGUGAGUAAUCAAACUUCAUCAUUUGCUUCAAAUACACACGGACUUAUUUUUGUUGAAUUUGAAGCUCAAGUUUUCACUGCAUUUUUUAAUAAAAACAAUGUGGUUUUUCACUGGCUGAAGAACAAAAGAAGGUGAAAAAAAGUUUCUGACACAUGGCUGGGAGUAUGGGUGAUUAAGAGUUCAGUUGUUUUUGUUGCCAUGCACCAUUGCCUGACCUUUUUUUCACCCUAGCAUUGUUAAUAAAUCCUUUUCUCCUGGUUUUGGCCAUUUUGUUUUAUACUUCGAUGCCAAACGAUAGUUCACGCACAAAAUCUUGUGCUGUUGAAAGGUUAGUUGGCUUGGCAUGGCUCCAAGUUGUGUGUGAGAAUUUAUUUUCAUCAUUGUUUUGGAACCAGUUUGUUCUAUUGCUUUUCUUUUCAGAAAGCAAAAAUUUUUGGCUUUCAGUUUACUAGAAUAGAGGUCCUGACCAUGUGGAAAUUGUGAGAACUUUUUCUUUUCAAAUUCAGGCCAAUGAUAUAGAUUUUAAGGAUAUCACCAGGGAAGAAGCUGUCUUGAUUCUGCUCUCUCUUGGAGAUGAAGUCAACCUUUUGUGCAAGUAUGGGAGAGAAAGUAAGCAUUGCUAGCCAUAUUUUAAUUCACCAUCCUCAAUAUGGAGUUUAUCCAUAAUUUAAUAUAUAAGUGGACGUGUAGCCUAUGGAAUGUAACCUAUUAAUUAAUUUGCCUUUCUGAUAGCAUUUGACAAAAUCAGCACGGAAUCUGGGGAUUCAUUUUUCAUCAAGUAAGUUACAGUACUGUAGGUGUGUUCAUGCUCGGAGAAUAUUAAUGAGGAGCUGCAAUAAUAUUAAAAAAAUAAAUUUUAUGCAUGCAUUCACAGAUGUAUCUCACAUCUAAAACUGUGUGGUAACCUUCAUGGGAAGAGGCUGAAGGGGGUUGGCGGGGGGGGGGCUCCUUUUCUCUGAUAUGGCACUAAAAUUGUGAAGAAUUCUCAGUUAACACUGUCGUUUAGAGCCUUUAUGCACCAACAGAUACAUGGGAUCAUUGUAACUUGCAAAUGUCUCAGUUCUCUCUUUCUAAAUUUUUUGGAUCCAUCCCGGCCUUUCUUUAUAACGAAACCACUUCAAGGUCUGUGUGCUCAUAGAUUUAAGCUUUUUUCCAAACAGCUGCAUCUUACUGCCCAGAAAACCAUUUUUUUUUGAAAACCAUUUUUUGUUGUUAUUUUACAUGUUAUUAUUGUUGUUGCUUUUUUUGCAUAGCCAGACCAAACGGCCAACCAAGGCAGGCGGGAGUUGUAAUGGACCUAAAUUUUAGGCUUUUUUGGGCCCUAUUUGUUAAUUUAAGUGGAAUUUGCUAAUUAAGCUACAACGUUGACCUCGCCAAUGGUUUUGAUCAGUAUUUGUUCAUGGUAGCCCCUUGAGAUCGAUGAUUAAUUUUUUUAGUAUAUUGACUGAAUUGCUGAAUUCUUUGUAAAUCAUGAUGCGUUAAAAAUAUCCGAUGAUGCUUUCAAAAGUCUUUAGAUGUUAAUUUAAAUCAAUUAUUGUUAGUUUAUUUACCAUGAUCAUUACACAUUGAGCAUCUUAGGUCACCACAACAUUUUCCUGGUAUCCAUACUUCAGCAAUAGGGAGCUUGAGCAACAACUACAGUGACGGCUACGGAAAUGUCACUUAAAAAAUGAAUUUGCACUGCGUCAAACUUUAUGGCGCUUAUUCUGUCUCAGUCAAUUUUUCAAGUGUUGGCAUUUUUUUUGGGAGUUGAAUUCUAAAAGUUCGGGAAAGGAGAAAGAAAGUCGUUGUCUUCCAUUCACGUCCUCCACAAAACGUGAAAGUGGGAGGUUUUAUUUUGUAAUUGUGCAGUGACAGCAAGGAAAUGCUCGUGCAAAGUUGUUUUGCCGAUCUAAACAUAUUACUUUUUUGCCAUUCUUGUUGACGUCGCCAUCGUUGUUGCCUAAACUCCCUAAUAUUUAUUGAAAAUUGAUCUAAUGAAAGUAAUGUUGGUUUUUGAAGGGUUCAUUUUGACUAUGAUAAGAUGAAGCCUUCUGAGCUUUCCUUCGGUAAGGAGGAUGUUUUCCAUAUCUGGGACACCAUGCAAGAUGGCGUGAUUGGUUCUUGGCGAGCACAAGUGGUAACCAAAGCAGGCAACGAGGCAGAAGUGGGAAUUAUACCCAACAAGUCCAGGUUGAUUCAUUAUUUUGGAAUCUGUUAUGUGUAGCCUUGUUUUGGUUUCUUUAAUCUGUCAGAAAUAAUGGUGUAAUAAUCAGUGUCUUAUCUUUAAGGAUGUCAGUGUAUGUGUUACAGGUCAAAUUUGAUUUCAGGUUAUUUUUGAUUUAACCUAGGUUAUUUAUAACGUACUGUUAUAUAGUCAUGCAGUAAGCCAUGUUACUGGGCCAGUAUAAGUUGCUAGUGUUUCCGUUGUAAGUAUAAGCAAGGCUUUAGGGAGGUUUGCUUCCUAAGAGUAAGGUAGCACAUUUUUUGAGUCAAGACAUUUGUGGUAAGCUGUAUCUUUGCCCACCUAGACCAAGUAUAGAUGAUAUUUGUGAGAUUUUACAAUGGAUUUUGCUUAUCACAGGGCUGAACAAUUAUGCCAAGUUCAGCAAAAAAUCGAAGAAAAGCCACCAAAGAGGGGAGAAAGCAACUACAACAGCCUGAAAAGAAGCUCGUCACGGGGAGGGACACUCAAGAAAUACAAGUUUGUUUCAUCUGAUCAUCUGGAUGAGGACUCUUUUAGUAAGUAGACCAGCAUCCAUCAGAGAGUCAUUUGUAAUGUUAAAUGUUGUGAUGCAGCCUAUUUAAAACUAACAAAAGCCACUACACUACUGGAUUUUGUAAUGUAAUUACCUGCUACUUGACUUAGUAGUUAUGAAAGAACCAUUGUAAAGUAUGUGGAUGUUUUUUUUUUCAAGUGGGUGUGGGGAGCUCAGGUUGUGGAAUCACCAAGAAACAUUUUAUGCAUGUCUGAUGUAGGGACGAUAAUUAUAUGUGUGCUCUGAAAAAUACCAAAAACAAUAUCUUGCAAGGCUAGCUUGAUACUAAGCUGAUUCUGUGUUGUUUUAUAACAGAUCACUUAACGUUUUGAGGGGUUUGGUGGUAAAAUCGUGUAAUGUAAUGUUUUAAUUUUUUCAGUUUCUACCGCUAGAGAAAACAGGUUGCCAGCUUAUGAAAGGGUGUCACGCAAGAAACGUAAGUAAAAUGAAGAAAAGUUGAUCUGACUAAUUUUGAAUGCUGCAUGAUACACUGCUUGCCUCCCAAAUUUUGCAUAUUGGUAAGUUAUCAUUUUCAACUGCCAUUGGGAAUUUGCAGUCCUUCAUGAAAUUUCGGUGCAAACAGAGUGUAUUAUGGGAGAUUUAAAAAUAGAGAACAAAUUAAAGGGAUUACCCGUUAAUGACCUAAUAAAUACGCCCAGUUCCAAAUGAACGUCUCUUAUCUAAGAAACGCCCCCUCUACAAUGUUAAAAUUGCAUUAGACGCCCCUCUCUAACAAAUGCUCCCUGUCUAAUAGACGCCCCUUAUGAGUCUGCCACUUACAGAAGUUGAUCAAAUUUUUUUUUUUUCGGAGCAAAUCUAGUCUGCUACACAGCCGUUUUUAGUGUCGUCACGCAACGUUCCUCCAGUGGGGAGGAGCGUUGCGUGACGACACUAAAAAUGGCUGUGUAGCAGACUAGAGCAAACCCGGUUGAUGUCAAAACAUUUUUUGCUCUAGAUUUCAUGGAAUUAACAAGCGUAUCUUUUGUUUUGUAGCUGGCUUUGUCCGACCAGUAGUCUUACUUGGACCAAUAGCUGACAUCACAAGGGACAAGCUGCUCCGAGAAAUGCCUGAAACAUUUGCCAUUCCAAGUAAGAGCAUUUUUAUCUAGUGCCAUCAUGGUAUCUUCUUCCACCUGGUAGUAGAGUGUGGAUAUCAGUAGAGCUGUCUACCUGAUAAGAUGCUUGCUAGCUUUGACUACCAAUAUUCAUCUUAGUUUAACAUUUGAUGAAUGUCUGUCGGAGAACUGGUGAUUAUCUCUGGCAUUAUUAAUUUGGAAGAGCAAGUUCAAUGUUGCCCAAGCUGAAAAUGCCAAGUUUCUUUUUGGCCAAAAAAAAAUUACUAGUGUACAUGUUUAUCUGACAAGUGUUACUGCUUGAGGCCUUUCCUGUUGUAUAACUGUAUACGCAUUUGUUUCUUUAGAAUGAAAACGUAAUUUUCUUCUCUUGUAAUUUCAGCUGCUUUUGGAGGAAUGCAGCCUGUUGGCCGAAGUCCCAUGAGGUCUUCACGGCGAUCACUGAGCUACACUGCAAUCAGAUCUGUCGUUGAGAGUGUAAGUAUAUGACAAGCCACUAUGUGACCCCUGUUUUUACUGACUAGCGAACAGAAAUGUUGUAAGUAUAUCACAAGCCACUAUAUGUGACCCUUGUUGUAACUGGCUCACAAACAGAAAUUUGAUAUUAUUGGUGCGUUAAUCAUGUGACAAACUGUCAUUGUGACUUGGGGUCUUGUGGCUAAGUUCUCAGCAGUUAAACCCUGUGCUUCCACGCCAAGAUAACAGACUGCUAAAUGCAGCGAAAAUCAUUCACGGUUAAAUAAGCAACUUAUGCAGUUGCGAAAAGAAAGCUUGAAAAAAAUUCAUGCUCUGCCAGGAUUCAAACCCUAACCGGUGCUUUACCGGUGCAGUGCUCUAACGAACUGAGCUAGCAAGCCAGCUGGGAGCUCCUUUGAGUAGUUUUAGCUUGGAUCAAGCUACAUCUUCUGAGAAAUGGCAGAAGACUUGAGUUUAGGGCUGUAACUAACUGUUGCCUUUUAUAUUCCUAGGGUAAACACUGCUUGUUAGAUAUCACUCCUGAGGAGGUGGAGAGACUUAACUAUGCACAGCUUUACCCUAUAGUCAUCUUCUUGAGGCCCCCCAAUAAACAGAUGGUCAAGUAAGUUACAAUUUACAAACAAAAACUCUUUAAAUUUCAUUCAUCUCUGAGCACAUACAUAACCUUUAUUUUAACUCGAAUUUUAGAGUAGCUAUACUAUUAUUGCUAAUAUCUUCGAGAAACAAAUUAAGAACUCUAAAAACUGAAGAAAAAAAUACACACGAAAUAAGACAAAAAUUAGCGAAAACUAAUCAAACGUAUUGAGACUUUGCACAUGUCACUUAAAAUCAUUAAAAGUAUGAUGAAGUUUUAAGUGUUGAGUCUCUUAACCCUUUAUACCCCAAUAUUUACAUACAAAUUCUCCAAACUGGUCUUCAUUCAUUUCUAUAAAGAAUGUGUUGUCAAGCAUUUUCUCUCAUUCUUAUUUCUUGAUUGUGUAUUGAUAAAGGAAUUGAGGUUGGAGAAAAUUUUAAUGAAACAGGGUGCAAAGAAAAUCAUUUUUCUCUGCCAUUUGGGCAAGCUGAAGCUAUUAUUUUAUUAAUUCAUUUCAACUACCCCAAAACGUUUUGUUCUUUGAUUAUUCAAAUUCCUAUAAAACAUACUUUGUCGGGGAGUUAAAAACAGGAUGGUCACCCCGAUAGCAAAAUCCAUAGCCCUGGGCUAAUCGGAAUUCAUUUGAUGCUGUUUGAUGUCACCAUGCUAGCCUGCCUUCAUAGCAAGCUUUACCGCGCGAGUUCGUCAAGAAAGUUGGGACGAGAGCAAAAAGAGGGGAUGAAGGGGGAGGGGAGAGCUGAUUUGCGGGUUCGAUGUAGACUCUAAGGGCUUAUUUAAGUGGAGGGGGGGACUCCACUUCAUCCCAGGUAGGUGAGUUAACUCGGUCAGGUGGGGUAUCACGCCUGUCCAUAUAAUCCCUCAUUUUAAUUUGAUCACGUUUACAUGAUAGGAGUUGUGACCCGCCACAUGUUACCUCACCUAUUUGGGGUCCCCCACCUCUAUGUAAACAGACUCUAAGACUAUUUUUUGUAGGUUGUAUGCAAAGAAGUAAAUGGAUGAAUAUUUUAUCUUUUCGGUUUCCAUUUUUCAGGGUAAUGAGAAGCCAGCACGGCAUCGACGAGUCUUCUAAGAUGAUCAAGAAACUUCACGAUAACUCAGUCAAAUUAGAGGAAUUCUACAGCAACAUGUUUACAGGUUGAAAAGUUGAAAUGUUUCCUUUCUCUAGUUUUUUGUUCCAGCCCACUUGUUAAGGCCAGAACGUGAAUAAUUUUUUACUUGGUCAAAACUUUUGAUGGGACGCUGUAAGAUUAGUAGUCUCAAUAAGGUACUGGGUAUUUCAGAUUUAAGGUAGAAUGUUGUCAGCCCCAUUCGAGAAAGCUUGCUCGCAGUCUUACAAGCUAAUUUUCUUCUCGUCCCUGGAUUGCUUUUUGUUAUGUCAUUUUUGUGAGAAGCAAAACGACAAGCAAAGAAAGAAAAAAUUGUUGAAUUAUAAUUUGUCGUUUUGUCCUUAGCGCUUUGAUGGAUUUUAAAGCCAGAAAGGGAUUUUGCAAAGUUUUAGGCUGUGUUCACACGUGCGCCGGCGCGAAAACCAUACUUGAAAGGGCUUCUGUUCAGACAUGGGAACGGUGAUUUCGGCGCGAUUUCUGUAACGGAGCGAAGCUGUGCUGCGCCGAUCUCUAAAGUGGAGCCUUACAUAUCGGAUAGGUGUUCAUAUGAUAUCGGAUGGCUUUUCCUGGCGGUGCGAAAAUCUAUCCGGUGAAGUGUGAACAUAACUUUACAUUUGACGUUGUUAUUUCAGCUGUAAUCCCGGCGGGCUCCAUGGACAAUUGGUACCCAAGGGUAAUAGACGAAAUUAAGAAACAACAGGAAGAUCCAGUUUGGAUGUCCGAAGACAAGGUAAGUCAAGAAUUUCAUAUUUGUGGAGCGCGAAUAAUGUUUGUACAAUGUUUGUCCGACAUUUUGCAGAGUUUGAACAAAACAGGGAAAGACAGUGUGGUUCAUGACAGCUUGGUUUGUGAUGAAAUUUUCGUAAGACACACAUCUCAUGCACAAAGUGAAAGCUGAUGUAAACCAAAAUACAUGGUAAAAAUAUCACCCUCCCUCCCACACAAAUAAAAAUUAAGAGAUAGCAAAGGAAGAGGAAAGUCUGCUGAACAGGAACUGAACAGUAAUUCGACACUAGACUUGUAAAUCUUAGGAUCGGGAACUCAGGAUUGACUGGGACUAGAUAAGAGAGGGGCAUUCACGGCCCCAUUUUUCGCGAAAGCAGUCAAAAUUAUUCCACGUUCUCUAGGGUAAAAAGGCACAUAGCCUGCAAAAUGUUUUUACAAGAGCUUUUAAGUACAUUCAUCGCUGUUGUUACUGUAGUUCAAUUUUAAUUGAAAAUUGUUGUCUUAGGGCGUUAGGCGCCAUAUUUAUUUCCAGCAUUUUUUCCCUCCUUAGUUUGACCAAGAGGAACAAGCCGACAUUGAAUUCAGAAUGCCCAGUCGCUACUCGACUUCUUAUGAUUAUGACUCUACGUUAGACUCACCAACUGUCCGGUCCUCCAUCUCCAAUCAACCUAUGGAUGAUGAUCACAUAAUUGUUGCUGAUUAUGCAAGCGAUGUAAGUAGAGUGUAUGUUGAAGGAGCCAUGUCACGAUUUUUAAGUAUUACUUUAGCACCCUAAAAUCCCAUUGGGAUAAAAGAAAAUUGUGAAUUAAUGGUUCAGUUUUACUUAAAAUUACUCUACUUCUAGACCUUAAUAAAUAUACAUUUGAAAGACUUUGGCUUUCGAAGGCCAGAAUGAAAAUGGAUUGCAAUUUGAAAAAAUUGAGCCUACUUUUUCAAGUUAAAGCCUGCAUGGUCAAGAAAUCGUCAAGAAGCGAUGAUGCUUUGUUUUCCCUCUGGUAAAAUUAUUUGGUUUCUUUCCUUCACAGUUCCGAAUGUGGAAAAGGUAGCUGAGAAUACUCAGUUUUAAUUUCAUCUCAGCUUUGACCAAAAACAUAGUGUGGAACUUACCAUUUGCUACUUUAAAAACCAGGUGACUGGAGCCAAAAUGUGUCCCGCAGUUGUUUUUGGGAUAGUUACUGGGGACACGUUGGACAGCUAUUGGCCAAUUUUUUGCUUGGCCCCGGCGACAGUCCCAGAAUUCUUUGCGAAACAUAACUCGCCCCAGUGUCUUGGUGAUUUUCAUUCUAAGUACAACAGCAUCUACCAUGUCUUACCUGACGGACCCUGUGUUUGUUUUCAACCUGCAGUUUUACUUUAACUGAACACAUACUGUUUCUCGUAGGUUCAUUCAGAGCCCCCUCGAGAGGGUCGUGUCCGUGCCGCGUAUUCGGAGCCCCAGCUCAGAUAUGAUGGACCUGACCGUUAUGAGGAAGAAUAUCUUCCCAGGGCUCGUUAUGACGAUGAUGAUUACCGUGAUGGCAGGCAGGGCUUCAAUGAGGAUACCUUGGACAGACAGAGGCCUGGGUACAAGCUGCCCGGUGUUAAGUAAGUAGAAUAGGCCAUACGCCACUUGCACAUCCCCCAUAAUGCCCCCCCCCCCCCAAAAAAAAAAAAAUUGCAUAACCUUUGUUUGUCAUUUCUCCUGGGUAUUGCAGCCGUCCCAAGAGAAAUUGAAAACAAUGCUUAUGCAGAAUUUGAGGGGAGUGGUGCAUUAUGGGAGAUGUGCAAGUGGCGUAUUUCCAAAUUGCAAAACUCUCACUUUCAAAACGGGGCUAAGUGUAAAAGACUUUCCUGUGAAAAUGAGUUUUAUUUGCUCGAGAAUAAAAAAACAAAUUCAUAUCAAUAGCUUCGCCCUUAGCCUUGCUUGAAUGGCCUGUUUAUAGUCAAGCACCAAGUUAAUUGAAAAUGACAAACAGUUGCUUUUCGCGCUGUUUUUGGUUUACCUGUCGUUUAGCCAUAUUUUCUCAUGUACUGAGGCAAAUAAAAAUUUUCGCAGAUUACUUUCUGAAAACAGUAGUUUUAGGCUAUCGUUGCUCGACUGCGACAUGAAACUUCCCAAUUUCACGCGCCCGCUUUAUAGAGUAGGUGAACACAACGCAAAAAAAUUUCCUUUUUUUUUUCCUAAACUUAGAUACGGCCCUUUCGGAUUGAUGAUGUUGAAAUGUUUGUUUCCAGGUUGUUGCCAUCCCGCGAAGACCCUGUCGUGUUGAGAAAAGAACUGAAGAAGACUCGAAUGCCCGAUGGCUUUGAUCGCUCCGAUGCCGAUGCCGAAGAGCUGCGGAUGAAGCGCGAAAGUCUUCGUAAAGUCGAAACUGAUUCCGACCUUCUAAGAGAGUACGACGAACGCGUGGGAGUCCCUGUUUCUAAACUGUGGGCAAUUGAUAACGAAUCGACCCAGCGUCGUGAACAGAUCGAUCGCGUUCGAGAACCACCGGUGGAGUUCGAAUACAAGAAAAGAGAACCAGAGAUGGACCUAGAAAAGCGCUUAGAGGAUCUGGAAUCUGCUUUAAUUCCGCAACGCAGACGCUCUGUGGAGGAAAGAAAACCGCGUCCCGUGUCCGAAUCUUACGACAGAAGGCCUCGCAACGUUGUUGUUGACUCUUCUAACCCAGACAGACAGGAGACCGUGGCGCAUUCGAGCUACUACCCAACUCGUUCUUUCCCCACGCGUUUGGAACGUGAGAAACCUGCAGAACCCGAAAUUCGGGCGAAUUUUUCCGAUUCUCGAGUGCAAAGCGCUCCUCAACGAGAGUUCCCUGUGAGUUCUGGAACUGGAAGUCUGCCUCGUGAACCGAGGUAUAGAGCCGAAGUCACGAUUCCCUCUAAAAGAGAGCCCAAGUUUGAGGCCGUGCGCCCCGAUCGACCUCGUUCCUCGUAUUCAGCUUACGCUCCAAAGCCUUUCAAUUCAAUCAAUUCUGACAGGCCGUCUUCAGGAGACAGACAGUCACGUGAUCCGCGUACAAACAGACCUAGGGACCCUCCUCGACCAGGAGAGCCAGUGACGUAUAAUUUUCGUUUGUCCGGAUCUCCGAGACUUUCCCGACCAGAGCGCGAACCUGAGCCAAGACCCACGACUUACAGGACUGAGUAUAAACAGAAGAUAACAGAUAUGGAUCAAAAUGUUGUCACCAGGUGAGAAGAGAAUGGAUGUUGUUUAUUUUUGCGCUUGAGGGGUUAAGUUACUGAAAUUACUGCAGUCUGUGUACAAAUUAAGUGUACUGUUAAAAGACUAAGCUCCUGAGUCUUGUUUCAAGUGCAUGAAAAGUGCAACAAAGCAAAGUGUUGUUAUCGCUCUUCAGUUGAUUGUAGAAAAUCAUUUACAUUUCCCCAGGUUUCUGUGAUUUGGUUACGUCUGCGUCCUGCUUCCCUGACGCAUAAAAAUCUUAAAUUGAGGUAAAAUAAUUCAUUGCAUGCGUCCUGUAGGAUGCAAAGAUCGAUCGAUCGAUCAAUUUGUUUUUGUAGAAAUAUCCUGUUCGUGUAAUUCCUGUGGCAGUCAUUAGACAGUUGUUUAACGGAGCACAUUUCUUUUAGCCUUUUUUGUGCUUUAAAACAGAAGGACUAUAUUUUAAUUUCAGUAUACUGUAGUAAAGAGUUUUGGAAUCUGUCUUCAGAUUAACUGUCUUGUUACAUAAAGCCCCGAGCAUUCAAUUUCGGAUUCGUUGUUUUUUGAACUGGGACUCACUGGUUCUAGACUGAAACUCAUGAUUUUUCACGAAGUGGGUUCCAGGACUCACCAUAACUAUUUGUAACAAAAUCACUGAGGUUUAAAUCAUUUGUGGUUCUCCCUUGUUUUUUUCGACCAAAACUGCAAAGGAGGUCGAAAGUGUUGGGACGUGAUAUUAGCAAAACUGGUCACCACCCCCCUCCCUCCUUCCUCUCACACCUAACAAUGUUGAAAUUUCGAGGAAGAUUGGUGUAAAGAAGUUCCUUUUUUGGGUCGUUUGCCUUAUUUCUCCAAUGACUUUCUGUUCAGGUAACCCGAAACCAGCAAUUUUCUCGGGAAACUAGCCGUUUGGGUACUUGGCGCCUAGUCAGAUUUCUGCCCUUGUUCGUGAUUAGCAAAUCCACUCAAUUGUUUUUUGUAUUUCUUUCAGUGAUUUUGAAUCCCUUGAUGAAGACACACAGGUAGUAGCCACCGCCCGGGGCAAAUUUACCUCCCAGGGGGGAGUCCUAUCUUCCCCGGAGUCCGGAGUCAGUAUCGUUAUACCAGAAGGAGCCAUCCCCGAUGGUGUGGAACAGGAGAUCUAUUUUAAAGUCUGUAAAGACAACAACUUUAUGCCUCCGUUGGAUUCGGAUCGAGGUACAGUUGUAAGCCCUCGACUUAAAUAGUUGUCUUUUGUUUUGUUUUGUUUUGUUUUUUUGUUUUUCUCAUUUGAAGCUGGUAAAACGACUUAAGCGCUUAAUUCUUGUACGCCAGUUAUUAUUAGGGGCAUUGGAGCAAUUUCAUUCUGUUUCCUUUCUGUUUGACCCUGGCCAAGUAGGUUUGCGAGUGAAACAACAAAAAAAAUGUAACCGGAACACAUAGCAUGACUAAAUUUGGCUGAAAUGUCAAAAUACUGUCAGGAAAUAGUUUAAUUUCCUUUGGGUUAAUAAACCUUGCGUCAACAUUUUCGAAAUUUGCUCCAAUAGAGUGAAUGGGCGGGAGGGACGGGAUUUUCGCUGACAAAUUUUAGUUCCUCCUUUUCACUUUUUCAAUUCGACCCCUGGCCUCCCACCUAGUCGUUCAAAAGAACUGCAACAGACUGCAAUCAAGAAAGCUUGUGUGUGUGAGUUGAAGUUUUGCGACAUGGAAUGUUAUCGAAUGUAUCCAUUCUUUCCAAAUGUUUGUUAUCAAUGCCUUGCCUCUUGCGAGCGUAUGUCAUAUUGGGAUUCCGAGUCAUGCUCAUCGAUUAUUGGGCGGUGUAUAAAGAACGCUUUCUUGUUACUGUGAUAAAAAAAAAUGCUAACAAGAAUUGUGGCACCCUUCACUUAAGCCAGUGUUUAUUUUGACUGCAUUCUUCCUGCUCAGCCAUUCAUGCUGGAACUUUCUCCGGUCGGAUUACCAACCAAACCUCAUUUAUGACAACUAGAAUGUCAUGGUCAACUGAAUUGUCAGACUUUUCUUGUGCGUAUUUACGCGACUUACCGUUUACUGAGUGGCUUUGCAUGAUAGACGAAUUUUUCACCUUUUAAGUUAUGUUUGUUUGCUCUAGGAGAAACCCUCUUGAGUCCGCUAGUUAUGUGUGGUCCUCAUGGUACACAGUUUCUUAAGCCUGUUGAGCUACGCUUGCCUCACUGUGCCUCCAUGACUCCUGAUGGCUGGUCUUUUGCUCUGAAGUCCAGUGACACACCCACAGGUAAGUGCAAUACUCCUCUUGAUCAGCGUCUAGUUUCUCUAUACAUUAAAGACCUUUAGAUUUUAAAACGAGGACCACUACGACACGAGAUUUUGUCCAUACUAAGUAGUGCGCACGCGUGAGCUAGCGUCAUUUUGGCGGGAAAACGUGAUAACCGUCGUCAUUCUACUGCGAGUUUUAGCGAAAAUAGUGAGCUUACACGACAGGACGACAGAAAGAUGAGGACAGCAAAACGUUUGUGUGUGACAAACGUGACAGGGCUAAUACUUGCAUAUUUUGUCGUGGUCUUCAUUUUGCAUUACGGUGUUCUUUGCUUUUAACAUAUUGAUCUGUUUAAAGGAAGGUUAAGUUUGGUGGAUGAUUUUUCGAAACAAAAUUACUGUCACGCUUGUCACACCAGGUUUGCCGUCCUCUUGUGUAAGUUCACUGAUGUCGUAGUGACGGAAACAAGUUAUCAGUUUUUAGAAGUUUUAUCAUUUUGCCAUCGGGAGAGGGCUUAACCUCGUUUAAUGAAACCACAUACUGUUAAAAAAAAGAUUGAAUGAAGACUUAAGGGUGUGUCCUUUUUCGAGAGUACACAAAAAAAACUUUCAUUCCUCGCUUGUGCAUCUUUAUUUAUUUAUUUAUUCAUUUAUAUAUUUAUUCAUUUAUUUAUUUAUUUAUUUAUUUAUUUAUUUAUUUAUUUAUACAUUUUGCCACAGAGAAUAAAUAUUACAGAAAGAAAAAGAAAAAAUACAAUUACAGGGCAGGAAGAGCUACAAAAAUAGUUCAAAAUUAAAUGUAAUUUAAGUUACUUGACCUUUUUAAUAGACAGAGUGGCGCGGAAGCCCAAUAGAAGCUAAACAGCUUGUAGUGUCCUAGUAUUGUCCUUUCCAAUCUCCCUCGCGUCGCUCCGGUAUUUCUCGCGUUCUGCUUUAUGCAUGCGCCUGUUACACAGGCUAAUGUCCCCACACUUCAUCUGAAAUCAAUUGAUUCCGUCCUACAGGUCAGCCCUCAGAGUGGAAAAAUGUAGCACUGCAGGGGCGUGACUCGCGUGGAGAUCAGUGCCAAGUGGACUCUAAUUCGGUCUCAGUCCUCGUCGAUCAUUUCUCUGCUUUUAGCUUGGUUGGUAGAGCUCGUCCCCAUACUCGUGGCCAGGCUACCAAGCGCAUGCUGGCGGCUGUGUUUGCCUCUCCUCCCAGAGUCAACGAUGACUGGGCUUUAAAUGUUAUUUUACUGGAUGAUACAGAGGCAGCAUUUAAGGUUUGUAUAGCAGGCGCCUUCAGCGUGUUCGACGCCCAGGUUCGAUUCUUGCUCUGACAGCCAGCUUGGUUUUUGUUUCUCGAUGCCCGGCCCGUGAUUAAUUCUCUGAGUUUACCAAGUUUAUCAAAAGAAAAAUGUCGUCACUAGUUUUGAGUACUUAAGUGUUUCGCUCAGUUUUUCGAAAGUUAAAAUCACCUUGACACCUGAUAAAUGUACUGUCCUAAAAGUUAGAACUACUUCCUUUGGUUCUUAUGAAUACGAGGCAUAGAAAAGACACUGCUCGCAACUUUUCAAGAAUGUUCUUACUCCAAGAUUUAACUUGCUUACGGUUUAGAAGUUGAAAAAAGAUGCGCAUAUUUGAUGCACUGUAUUUUUGCGAAAUGACACUUGCGUUAGACUGGUCCGUAAAGUCAUCUUCUUGUCAGCUUUAACCGUGAGGGCGAGAAAGAGAAACAGAAAAUUCAACGUGCCAAGGAGACCUUAUUUUAAUUACUUUCUCAUUUUAAUAACCAUGACUUUCUCUGUAAUUUUUUUUUGCAGGAUGUUUGUUAUUCCGAGUCAGAGUUAGGGCGCUUCCCUUUUUCGGCUUUCAAACCAGUUUUAGUUCACGGAGAUUUGGGGGAUAUCAGAGUGCAGCUCAGAGAUCUCAAUAACAACUGGGUGGCUCGGUCCAGCUGCAAGAAGGUAAAUUGAUUUUUGGUUUGAUUUCUGCCGCUCUCUCGGUCCUUCCUGAGAAGAGACGUCUGAAUUCGGGGAUUGGUGCGGCUCAUUUUCUGAACAGCAGCUGCUGAUCGAGCCUAGUAAAUAUUCAGCCUUUGUUGUAGUGAACGUAAGUUGCUUUUCGCUUUUCCUACACAUCUCAGCCUCUUGGUUUAGGCGUUUGUACCACCCUUUUAUUCAAGUAUCCAAAGUUAGUGAAUCAUAAUUUCUUGAUUUAAUUGACCAACGUAAUUGACCAAUCAGACCAAUAACCAGAGUAUAACACCAUCAACUGACAUGAUACAACUCACUUUGACUCUAAAGAUGACUACUGCACAGGUUGUUGAAACGUCAGUCACUGUCAACAACAACAGUCCUAUUCAGGACUACGUUCACCCGGACGAUCAAACUCAACCUACUUUGAAAUGACUCCUGGGUUCAAACCUUUCACAGUAUAACUAACGCGUUUUUGUUUUCCUUCAGUUUAUCGAAUUUCACGACUCUUGGGCCGCAUACAGGCAUCCCCCAUGCGUAGAAUUCUUGAUCCGGGACAGGAACUUCAGCCCAAGCACCAGUGUUUGUGUUGUGGAUGUGUUCCAAGAGGGACAUGACGGAGAAACCGCGGCUGUUAGCGUGUCUACCAGGCCGAGAAAGGUAGGGCAGCAUUCUGCACUGUCAGGGUACUAGCGGACUAUUAAGACUGUUAGGAGGAGGCAGAGUGGCCGAGUGGUUUGAGCGCUGGACUUGCAAUUCGGAGGCCCCGAGUUCAAGACCCGCUCUAACCGCUAGCUGGAUUUGUUCACCGGUAGUCCCGAGUUCAAAUCCUCGUCCACGCUUGUAAACAGUAGCCAGCUGGUUUGCCUUCGGCCAGUUGGGAUUCAUAACCCUCUUGAGUGUGAUUUAGAUUAUUUGUUUCAGGCAUUUGCUCGGCCCCACUAACAUUAGUGCUACAAAUACUGCCGAGGGUAAAUAACGGAAUUAUUUAUCUAUAUUUUAUCUUAAAAAGUAACCUUUAAGGAUCCAAAGUUUUGCGAUAUUGUCAAUGUGAUGUAUCGGAGUUUAAACUCCGUCAUAUUUUUCCUCGGGAUUAGCAGAUAUAAAAAAAACUGUCGUAACUCUUGUGUUGCUCAUUCAAACGCGCGGGUCGGGAGCCGAUUGUAAGACUAAGAACAAGCUCUUAAACGUUUCGGUUACCAGCAGCUUUCCGGUAAAUGCGCAUGCUUUCCCCACCGCCCUCCCCCCGAGAAAACGAGUGGAAAUCGAACCUUCUUUGCUCCUUACGAGAAGAGAGUUAAAGCCACGGUAAAAUGGGCAAAAUUGCUGCAGAAUGUGUUGUAAAGCGAUUUUGAGCGGUUUACCAACAACAUUUAUCACUUAACAUCGCCCUUUUUCUAGAAAAAUAAUCAAAGAGCGUUGAAACCUGUCUUGCGGCAACCUGCAGCAACCUGAUUUGUUGCAAGACAGGUUUGAUUCGUGGGCGGUAAAACGAGCAACGUCGCUGUUCAACCCGUUUUGCAGCAGGGUUGAAAAACAAGUUGGACGUUUUUGUUGCCCGUUUUAACUUUCUUUUUCAGUGAAAAGUUUAAGUGAAAAUUGAGUAUGUUUGCCUCUGCUUUCAGAUUGGAGGUCAAAAGGUCCAGUACCUCAUUUGAGAUCCUGAUCUGACAGAUCACAAGAUUUUUCUACCACCGUCAGCACAAACAGAGUUGGCAUCGCCUUGAGUGUCACAAAAGGAUAUUUUUUAUAUAAAGUGCAAGAAAUAAUAACGCUUAAUAAGAUGCAGAUGCAAAACGUGCUUGUUUAACCAACCGAGUUAAUCUUGUAGCUCUUUGCAUUUUGGUGGGCUUUAACAACGUAACUUCAAAGGAGUAUACUAUGAUUUUAGGCUAAAAGAAGCGUUCUUAAUUUGUUAUUAAAGCAAGAUGGCGUAAAUUCACCUUGCUAGAAGCAAAGCCCUUACAGAUAAACUAGGCUCUUCACAACCUCUCUAUUUUCCAACACAAGCUGGAGGAUCCGCGACAAAUAGCCAGCGAAAUUACUACUGGGGGUAGUGGUAGAGUGUGUUUGUCCCGCCCCUCCGCCAUCCCUCGGGGUCCACACUGAUACACUCGUUCGUUUCGCGCUUUAUCGAAUAAUACCAGAAAGUAGAGGGCAGUGAAUUGUCUAAAGUACCUUAGCAGACUAUAAUGAGCCAAUUUGAAGAUUAAAAAUGUAUGCUUGAAAUUACCCUGUUAGUUUCCCUUUUUAAGUGUACAUGAUUUAUUUGAAAUUCUUAAUCACAUACCUUAUAUUCCUUUCAAUGCCGUG
Porites lobata is the source of this 27937-nucleotide messenger RNA. The record is from the annotation of a GenBank genome assembly. NCBI's taxonomy places the organism in Eukaryota, Metazoa, Cnidaria, Anthozoa, Scleractinia, Poritidae.